Messenger RNA from Pneumocystis murina B123, 897 nucleotides. RefSeq lists its product as hypothetical. NCBI's taxonomy places the organism in Eukaryota, Fungi, Ascomycota, Pneumocystomycetes, Pneumocystales, Pneumocystaceae. Gene Ontology annotation, molecular function: GTP binding; GTPase activity. Bases 1 to 897 code for a protein of 298 amino acids. The transcript has 4 exons. Gene Ontology annotation, cellular component: mitochondrion. The record is from RefSeq and is a predicted model, not a curated record.
AUGACAAUAUUUUUACCUAGAUAUAAUUAUCAUUAUAACUUAAAAAGAUCUUGGUUCCCAGGACAUAUGUUUUCAGGAUUAAAAGAUAUUAAAGAUCUUUUAAAUGAUAUUGAUUUGGUGAUUGAAACAAGAGAUUCCCGUAUUCCUAUUUCUUGUGAAAAUAAAUUAUUAAAUAAGGCAAUUGAGAAAAAGGAAAAGAUAAGAAUAUUUAACAAAUAUGAUCUAUUAGAUUGUGAUAGCAAAAGGAAAUUUCAAGAAAAAUUUUAUGAAAAUGGGAUAUUCUGUAGUAUAAACGAUCCAAAAUCAAUGAAGAAAAUAUGUGAAAGUAUAAGAAUAAAGGCAUUAAAGUUGAACAAGAUAUCAGGAAUGAAUGUAAUGGUGGUUGGAAUGCCAAAUGUUGGAAAAUCGACACUUUUAAAUUCAUUUCGUCAUAUAGGACUACGAUCAAUUGAUAUGUAUCAGAAAAAUCGAAAGGCAGUAAAAACUGGUGCACAACCUGGUAUUACAAAAAAAAUAACACAAAAAAUUAAAAUUAUAAAAAAACCUUUAGUAUAUUGUAUAGAUACUCCAGGAAUUAUGAUACCUUCUAUAAAUGAUCCUAUUACAUUUUUAAAAUUAGCAUUAGUUGGCUGUAUAAAAGACAACAUUAUUGACAUUAUUACAGUUGCUGACUAUCUAUUAUUUCGUAUUAAUUUAAUUAACCCAGAAUUAUAUUUAACUCCAUUUAAAAUGAAGCAACCUACGAACAAUGUAGAGGAGUUAUUAAAUGCAAUCGCUAUAGCUACAGGCUGUCUUAAAAAAGGAGGAAUUCCUAAUAUUUAUACAGCUGCAACUUUUCUUAUUAAAAAAUAUCGAACGGGAAAUUUGGGAAAGUUUAUUUUAGAUGAUAUUUUUUAA